AUGAAUGCAGAACAUCGACAACGACUGGGUCGUAUGCAGGUUGAUUUUGUAAAGGGACUGCGCGACAUUGAUGAGAUCACCGACUAUCUCCUUUGCCAUGAAAUUCUUUCGCGAACUCAAGCAGAGAAAAUUCUUUCUUCUGGUCCCGUAAUCGCCGAUCAGGUCCGAACCCUCCUCAGUGUUCUAGUUCGAUGUGGUCCAGACGCCUACGAUACCUUCGUGUCCGCCCUUUUAGAAACGAAUCAAUCAUCUUUCGUGGAAAAAAUGACAAAUUUGGACAUAAGCCCUCGACCAGUGCCUCCAAUCUCGCCUCCAUCGAGGACAGACGCUCACGUUACGCAGCAGUCCACACAAUCGAUUGCAGCAUACCCCGUUAAUUCCACUCCUCGCGGUUACAUCCUCCUUAUAAACAUUUCAAAAUUUGAAGUGGGGUCGGGUCUCAGUAACCGAAUCGGCUCAUCGGAAGAUGUCGUUGCUCUAAAAUCCCUCUUCACUGACCUCGGCUACUGUGUUGAAAUUCUUUUAGAUCCCACUGCUUCUACUCUGGAGUCUAGCCUCAGCACUUUUAUAAAAAGUCCAUGUCAUUAUGGCGUUGACGCUGGUGGUCUCAUUGUAAUGUCCCACGGGGUGCAGGACUAUAUCUACACGGCCGAUGGAAAACUCUUUGCUAUUAACGAUAUUCUUGAAGGUUUUACGAAUAGAUCCUUCCCAGCUUUAGCUGGCAAACCCAAGUUCAUCCUUUUUCAAGCAUGCAGAGGAGAGGAGAAAGAUAGAGGAUACACAUUCAAUCCCGAUAAUGCGAGCUUCAUUCCGUCUCCAUUAGAAAGCGUAGACGCCGGAAUACACAGGACACUGUGGAAGUGCCUGCCUUACAUGAGUGACUACAUAAUCGCCUACUCCACUCUACCAGGCUUCGUGUCAUGGCGCUCAGAGAAAGCCGGAAGCUGGUUCAUCCAAAUUCUCGUUGAUGUCUUCCGCAAGUACGCCAACACCCUCCAUGUGCUUGACCUACUGACCGAAGUUAAUCGCCGCUUAGUGGAGGAGUCUCAGGAGCGUGAAUUCAAACAAAUCACCCAGCAAUCGCACACUCUCACUCGACCCUUCUAUCUUACUGGCACACAUUCUCAGUCAAGAUGA
Messenger RNA from Hydatigera taeniaeformis, 1137 nucleotides. The record is from the annotation of a GenBank genome assembly. NCBI's taxonomy places the organism in Eukaryota, Metazoa, Platyhelminthes, Cestoda, Cyclophyllidea, Taeniidae.